Lottia gigantea (owl limpet) is the source of this 2158-nucleotide messenger RNA. RefSeq lists its product as hypothetical. The record is from RefSeq and is a predicted model, not a curated record. The coding region runs from base 25 to 672 and encodes 215 amino acids. NCBI's taxonomy places the organism in Eukaryota, Metazoa, Mollusca, Gastropoda, Lottiidae. The transcript has 4 exons.
CAUUAUAGCGUUAAGGUUUUCAAGAUGACUUCCGAAGUUGGAAACUCGGUAAGCUGGCCUGAUUAUGAAGAAACAAGUGAAGAGUACAGCAACAGAUUUCAAAAUAACUUGGACAGAUGGAAAACACGGGAUUCAUUAUUAGAAGUUCCACAGGUUUAUCAAGAAUAUGAUUUUGAUGCCACCCUUGAAUAUUGGAAAGAUCAUGACAGUAAGAGGAGAAGAGCUAAAGCCCCACAUCGUCAUUCUAUUCAUAGAAGAAAGUCAAGUGUUAAGUCUGAUGCUCAUGGCCUGGGCGCACCUCUAUCACACCAGGUAGUGGAAGUGUUACAUGAUCACGAGAGUCACCAGUACAGCUCCGAAUCGCCCUGUGAGUACAUCCCACAAGCUCUGCCAUUACACAGAUCGGAUGAGGAGUUUUAUGAUGGGGACUUUGAAGAAUUUCAAGAAGAACAAACCAGAUUUAAAUGGAACUGGAUUCGCGCAGUCAUCGUUGGAGGCGUGACUCUUGCUGGUGCAAUUGGUAUUCCUAUAGCCUACCAGUAUGUCAUGGUUUACUACUACCCAGAAGAAGAAGAUUGUAACUGUAUCAAUGAUGGACUCUGGAAGUUUGUCACCAGGACCCUCUUCAACAUGCGGGAACCUGUUAGAAAACCAUUCUUGGGAUUCCUUUAAGCAUUAAGUUCUCACAAUUCGAGAUAUUUAGUGAGUGGCGUACUCGUGAAAUAUCUGCCUCACGUGGAUAUAAUUAUUAGGGUUGUGAUUUAAAUUUUUUAAAACCGGGAAAUUAAGGGGAAUUGAAUUCUCAUGUGUUUGGAUCAUGAAACUAUCUUAUGGGCUUAUUUUAAGGAAACGGAUCUUUGUUUUGUGUACUGUAUGUAAUAGAGGACACAUGUAUUUAUAAUAAUCUUCAAUAUUUGAAAAAGUUUUACCAAAUUGUAAAUCGCUUAAAGCUAAAACAUGAAUUGUAAAAUGUAUAAAACUAGAGCAUGAAUUGUAAAAUGUAUAAAGCUAGAGAAUGAACUGUGAGUUUUAUAAAUCUAGAGAAUGAACUGUGAGUUUUAUAAAGCUAUAGAGAAUGAAUUGUAAGAUGUAUAAAGCUAGAGAAUGAACUGUGAGUUUUAUAAAGCUAUAGAUAGAGAAUGAAUUGUAAAAUGUAUAAAGCUAGAGAAUGAACUGUGAGUUUUAUAAAUCUAGAGCAUGAGUUGUAAAAUGUAUAAAGCUAGAGCAUGAACUGUAAGUUUUAUAAACCUAGAGCAUGAAUUGUAAGUUUUAUAAAGCUAGAGCAUGAAUUGUAAAAUGUAUAAAGCUAGAGAAUGAACUGUAAGUUUUAUAAACCUAGAGCAUGAAUUGUAAGUUUUAUAAAGCUAGAGCAUGAAUUGUAAGUUUUAUAAACCUAGAGCAUGAAUUGUAAGUUUUAUAAACCUAGAGCAUGAACUGUAAGUUUCAUAACGCUAGAGCAUGAAUUGUAAGUUUUAUAAAGCUAGAGCAUGAACUGUAAGUUACAUAAAGCUAGAGCAUGAAUUGUAAGUUUUAUAAAGCUAGAGCAUGAAUUGUAAGUUUUAUAAAGCUAGAGCAUGAAUUGUAAGUUUUAUAAAGCUAGAGCAUGAACUGUAAGUUACAUAACGCUAGAGCAUGAACUGUAAGUUUUAUAAAGCUAGAGCAUGAACUGUAAGUUUUAUAACACUAGAGCAGGAAUUGUAAAAUUUAUAAAACUAGAGCAUGAACUGUAAGUUUCAUAACGCUAGAGCAUGAACUGUAAGUUUUAUAAAGCUAGAGCAUGAACUGUAAGUUUUAUAAAGCUAGAGCAUGAACUGUAAGUUUUAUAAAGCUAGAGCAUGAACUGUAAGUUUCAUAACGCUAGAGCAUGAACUGUAAGUUUUAUAAAACUAGAGCAUGAACUGUAAGUUUCAUAACGCUAGAGCAUGAACUGUAAGUUUUAUAAAGCUAGAGCAUGAACUGUAAGUUUUAUAAAGCUAGAGCAUGAACUGUAAGUUUUAUAAAGCUAGAGCAUGAACUGUAAGUUUUAUAAAGCUAGAGCAUGAACUGUAAAAUAUAUAAAGCUAUAGAUAGAGAAUGAAUUGAAGUUUUAUAAAGGCAAAUGUAUACAUUGUACAAUGAAUUAAUUGUAAAUUAGAUAAAGAUUAAAGGAAAAAUGAUU